AUGUGGAAGAAGAUUUUCAAAAGGGGGGUCAGUCGUAAAGGCAAAGCCAACAGUCUGAUUCACAGAGACAGUAAGGAGGGAACUGAACAAGAUGGCCGUGUUGAAGAUUUGCAGAGUGCACUAAGCAGUGCUGCGCAGAAUGGACAACUUGACCUCAUCCAAGAACUGAUCGGUAGAGGAGCCGAGGUGAAUGAAGUUGAUAAUGACGGUUUUACUGCAUUACAGCUAGCUGCAGGGACUAGUCAUCUUGAUAUUACCAAAUUUCUGAUCAGUCAAGGAGCCGAGGUGAAUAACGGCGGAAAUCUUAGUUUGACCCCGUUACGUUUAGCUGCAGGGAAUGAUUAUGGUCAUCUUGAGGUCACCAAAUGUCUGAUUAGUCAGGGAGCUGCAGUCAAUAGGAGCAGCAAUGAUGGUAGGACCCCAUUACAACAAGCCGCACAGAAUGGUCAUCUUGAUGUCACCAAAGUUCUGAUAAGUCAUGGAGCUGAAGUGAAUAAAGAUGAUAAUGAUGAUUAUGGUCAUCUUGAUGUCACCGAAUGUCUGAUUAGUCAGGGAGCUGCAGUCAAUAGGAGCAGCAAUGAUGGUAGGACCCCAUUACAACAAGCUGCACAGAAUGGUCAUCUUGAUGUCACCAAAGUUCUGAUAAGUCAAGGAGCUGAAGUGAAUAAAGAUGAUAAUGAUGAUUAUGGUCAUCUUGAUGUCACCAAAUGUCUGAUUAGUCAGGGAGCUGCAGUCAAUAGGAGCAGCAAUGAGGGUAGGACCCCAUUACAACAAGCUGCACAUAAAGGUCAUCUUGAUGUCACCAAAGAACUAAUCAGUCAAUGUGCUGACUUUAACCAGACUAAUUCUGAUGGUUGGACUGCAUUACAUUUAGCUGCUAGUAAAGGACAUCUUGAUGUUGUCACAGAGUUAAUCAGUCAAGGUGCUGAUGUCAAUAAGGCUAGUGACAACGGAUGGUCAGCCUUAUACCUUGCCGCAGCUGCUGGUCACGUUCGUGUUUCAAGUGCCUUGCUUAGUCAGCAAGCUGAGCUGGCCACAUCAAAUAUAAUUCAUUGGACGGAGUUUCAUACCGCUACAGAGAGAGGCGAUCUUGAUGCCAUUAAAGAUCAAGUCAGUCAAGGAACCGAGCUGGAUAAAGCUGGUUCUUUUGGUUGGACAGCCUUACAUAUUGCAGCAAAUUAUCUACUUGGACAAGGAGCUGAAGUAGCCAAAGGAGGCGUUGAUGAUAUCUCGCCUUUGCAUGUUGCUGCAUUUGUUGGCCAUUGUGACGUUACCGAGCAUUUGCUUAGGCGAGGAGCCAAGGUCAACGGAGCCACCAAGGAAAAGGGUUCUACAGCCCUUCAUGUUGGAGUGCAGAAUGGUCAUCUCGAUAUCACAAAAUGCUUGCUCAACCACGGAGCCGAAAUUGAUGCGACAGAAAAUGACGGUUGGACUCCCUUGCACAUUGCUGCUCAGAAUGGUCACAUCGAUGUCAUGAAGUAUCUACUUCAGCAACUUGCAGAUGUUAGCAAGAUUACCAAGAAGGGAUCAUCUGCAUUGCAUUUGUCUGCUACAAAUGGACAUACAGAUGUCACACGGUAUCUAUUGGAGCACGGAGCUGAAGUGAAUCUGAGUAAACCUGGGAAAACUGCGUUGCAACUCGCUGCAGAACAAGACCAAGUGCAUGGGAUGAGUCCAGAUACGUGUUGUGCUGAAGGGCAGAAACACCCUUCUUUCACAAAUGGUCGUGCAGAUACUGAGGGUUUAACAGAAGACGAGAAGAAGGUAUUUAAUUUAGUAUUCCUAUAG
Molecule: messenger RNA, 1788 nt
Organism: Strongylocentrotus purpuratus (purple sea urchin)
Lineage: Eukaryota; Metazoa; Echinodermata; Echinoidea; Camarodonta; Strongylocentrotidae
Product: ankyrin repeat domain-containing protein 50-like
Exons: 5
Coding region: 1-1788 (595 amino acids)
Biological process (GO): RNA processing
Molecular function (GO): RNA binding; RNA nuclease activity; protein binding
Source: RefSeq, a predicted model, not a curated record